Messenger RNA from Saccostrea cuccullata (small rock oyster), 1122 nucleotides. RefSeq lists its product as uncharacterized. The record is from RefSeq and is a predicted model, not a curated record. Gene Ontology annotation, cellular component: plasma membrane. Gene Ontology annotation, molecular function: GTPase activity; GTP binding; calcium channel regulator activity. The transcript has 6 exons. NCBI's taxonomy places the organism in Eukaryota, Metazoa, Mollusca, Bivalvia, Ostreida, Ostreidae. Bases 1 to 1122 code for a protein of 373 amino acids.
AUGUAUCACACAAUACAGUCUAGAAAAGUUCUGAGGCUUGAAAAUAAGAAGAAACCUGAUACUUCAUCUAGUCAUAGGAAGUCAUUUCGAAAACAAUGUAAGACUUUCUCCGGAUAUGGACAGAAACGAGAAAGUCUUUCUUUGUAUAAACCUCGAUCUAUGACAAUAUCUGCGCGCUCCAGUCUGCAUUCACACGACCGUAAUAAUAUAAGAAACUUGUCAAUUGAAUGCAGAGGAUACAAAAACUGCGGUGACUCCUUCUACCUUUCCAAUUUCUUGGGCGAAAAUAUGAGAAGCUAUUUUCCUUAUCAUCAAAUGGUCGAAGAUGGAACAACUUCAGAUUUAGAUAUCAGUGGCAUUCCAUGCAAGAUAAACGUCAUGGGAGCUCCAAAUGUUGGAAAGACCUCACUCAUACAAAUGUUCACAAGUAAACCAUCCGGAUGCAUCUCUAAACUCCAAACAGAUGAGGACGAUUUGUGCGAUGAAAAGUUGCUCUUGAGGGUGGAUGACACUGUCGUUAAUUUGGAAUUCCACGAGACAGAUAUGCGUAUGCAGCGAGAUAUCCCUAACCGAGAUUCUGACGCCUUCUUUCUUGUAUAUUCACUGGGGGAUCGCAGGACUUUGUCAACUGCUGCCACAAUAUUGCGACAAAUGCGAAAUAAAUACAAAGUGACCUCUCCAAUUUUCCUCGUCGCCAAUAAAAUGGAUCUUGUUGGCAAAGUGUCAAUUUCAAAAGAUGAUGGAAGACUUUUAGAAAAGGAAUUCAAGUGUAAAUACAUGGAAACAUCCCUUUUGCAUCAAAAUGAUUACCACAAACUGCUUCUCGAUAUUAUUAAAAAGAUUUUAGUCAAAGAUGAAUUCUACAAUGAUGAAGAAUCCAUUAGUUUUGAGCUGGACUCUUUGCCGGUCGAGGCUUCUGCUGUAGGACUGUUUGUCCUCAACGGCUGCUACCACCCAGAUAGUGUCUUGAUUCUCGGCCAUUCAUUUAUUGUUCGUCUACAGCGGUUCAUGAAUCGUUCUGAGCAUUUACAGGCUAAUCUUGGUUUGAAUCUCAGGGAGAAAGCAUAUUACGGAGGAUAUUCGGGUUGUACAAUCGAUAGAAUAUCGCUUAGGGGCCUGUGA